AUGGCUUUAGAGGGCGAUAAAGGCUUGCGCAUACUCAUCGCGGGUGCAGGCAUUGGAGGCCUGUUUGCCGGGAUUGCACUACGGCAAGCCGGGCACUGUCAGAUAUUCGAGUCCUCGCGGUUUGCAACAGAGCUGGGAGCUGCGAUCCACCUUCCCCCAAAUGUCAACGGACUGUUGCGAAGAUACGGCAUGAAGGCCGAAGACUUCCAAUGCAACAACGCCCAAUUUGCUACGGUUUUUGACUCGCAGGGCAACACCGUGAGUUCUAAGGAUGUCCGGGGCUUGCAGGCGUUGUAUCCAUUUCCAUGGCAACUAAGCCACAGAAUCGACCUCCACGAGACUUUGAAAGCGAAGGCCACCAGUCCAGAAGGACCCGGGACUCCUGUUACUAUUCACCUCCGCUGCAAGGUUGUAACCUGUGACCCGGACGUGCCUUCGUUGACUCUAGGUGACGGUCGAGUGAUACAAGGAGACCUUGUCAUCGGGGCAGAUGGCGUACAUUCCGUUUUGCGAAGCAUCAUUAGCCAGGAGGACAUACAACCCCAGCCCUCCGGUGGAAGCGCCUUCCGGUUUCUGAUCCCUAUCUCGAAAGUCGAGGCCAAUCCUGAAACCCGGAACCUCGUGGCUCGCCCCGGGGAGAUCCAAAGAUGGGACGGGGUGUACAAAAGGCUCGUCAUAUAUCCUUGUCGGAAUAACACCGAGCUUAACUUCGUCUGCUUGCAUCCAGAUGCAGAAAGUCAAAACAGCACUGAAGGCUGGAACAUCGCUGGAUCCCGGGACCACCUGCUCGAGGUCUACCGGGAGUUUCACCCGUCCAUGAAGGCACUCCUUGCGAUGGCAGAUCCGGCAUCCAUCAAGCUGUGGAGACUCUUGGACCGCAAACCCUUGGCGACAUGGGUGCAUGCAAAGGCCUGUCUGCUGGGAGACGCCGCACAUCCUUUUCUGCCUUAUCAGGGACAAGGUGGAGCUCAGGCGAUCGAAGAUGGUGCUGCUCUGGCAGCGCUAUUGCCCGUUGGCACUUGCCCUGGUGAUGUUCCAGCUCGCCUCAAACUGUACAUGAAGUGUCGGUAUGAACGUGCGACCCUGGUGCAAGAUUUGUCUCGUCAAGCGGCUUUCAAAGUCAGCGCCGAUGAUGAUGUAGGAGGAACGUCUACCGAUCCUCUCGAAUUCAUGAAGAUAAACUUCGGACACGAUGCCUUUGACCACGCAACCCGUGUUCUUUUCAAAACAUACGGAAUUUCCGGUCAUCGAUCCACGCUAGACAUCUCUUUCGGACCCCCAAUGCCCCUCCCACGAGGGUAUCUGGAUUCACUAACAAACACGCCUAGCUUGCUGGAAGUGCGAUUUCGCACUCGCAGAAACUACCUGGAAACGCUUCUUCCAGACUUCGAAUCGCGUAUCGCUGCCCCGGGAGGUUGGGCAACUGCUUCCUGGGUCGUCCGCCACGCCAGGGAAAAUGGCUGUGCUGUCAAAGAUCACAGCCUCACCAGCGUGGCUCUGUGUAUCCACGAUGCCCUGCGCACGGCGGAUGCAACGGAGAAAGAGACGCUCCAGCCGGUGGUGUUCACUACUGACCCGGACUUCAUCCUCGCCGCGGGCAGAGAAAUGGACGCGCCGCUAAUGCUGGCGGAGAUUAAUGUAUCUGGGUCGGGCAUGGCCUAUAACGUUAGGCUGGGAAAGCGAGGCCGUGUCUUCAUGGAGAUUAGUGUUCGUGGGCAAAGCUUGACGAACGGGUCCAAAAGUCGCUCUGGUGACGAGGAGCAGGCCGCGGUGUCAAAGGCGUCGGUUUCGAUGACCAGGUCGAGUCCGGCUGAGCUGGAGAUAGAAUUUCCCGGCAUGGGCCAUGUUCUGCGCCGCUUGCAAGGGCUGGACAUGCAUGAGAUGGAGGUAGUGAGCUCGGUCUGACAUGGGGAUAUUAAACCGUUGCGGUGGUUGUCUCUUGGAAAGCUUGAACCUUUCUUUGUUAUUUCAGAAACACUCGAAUAUAAAGUUUUGCUUUCAUUGGGAUAAUCGCCCACUAGAUUGAGAUACUUAUCAUCAAAC
Messenger RNA from Aspergillus steynii IBT 23096, 2043 nucleotides. Its product is annotated as FAD/NAD(P)-binding domain-containing protein. The transcript has 11 exons. Bases 1 to 1905 code for a protein of 634 amino acids. Gene Ontology annotation, molecular function: monooxygenase activity; FAD binding. The record is from RefSeq and is a predicted model, not a curated record. Lineage: Eukaryota; Fungi; Ascomycota; Eurotiomycetes; Eurotiales; Aspergillaceae.